AACGAAAUGUGUCAUGGAUGCGUGCUGUUGUAUCACUUGUAUAUUGAGUUUGGUUGUGCAGGGAGUCACUGUCAGUGUAUCACCGAACUUUUGUUGAGAGAGGUCGUAUAGUGAGUUAGCUGUAAUCAAUAAUCUUCAUAUUUUGGAAACGCCCUUACUGAAACACAAAUACAACAAUUAUGGCCAUCAGCAGGUUGUCUAUCAUCAAAUUUUUGGAAUUGGCUAUUGCAGUCACAUGUAUUGGUCUUCAUUACAAAAGCGAAGUCCCUCACGACUUCAACACCAACACUCUCUCAGUGGCCGCUUUCGGUGGUUUUGUGAUCAUCCUUGUAGGCGGGUUUGCUGGUCAUCUAAUGUCGACUCCAAUUAAUAGAAGGAUCGAUAUUUUCUUUUGUUUGGUCGGGUGUGCCACAUUUAUUGCAGCAGGUGCGAUGAACAUAGAAUAUUUCAAGGAUGUUCGUAAGAGCGAAUACAGGGAUUAUGGUUUGGCGAAAGCUUCCUUAGCAAUUAUUGGAGGAGCUCUCUUUUUGAUAGACUCGCUCUUGACUUGGCGUGGCGAUUUUUAAAUGAUCAUAAAAUAAAAAUGUGUGUUUUUAUACAGUAAUAUUUAUUUUUAUAUGGAUGUUUUUUAUGUACAAAAUAUUUCUCAAGAUAAUUAUUAUGCAUUGUUGAUUUUGAUACUAAGGAUGUGCCUGUAUGUAUAACUUACAAAAGAAUGAUUGUUAUUAAUUUAAAACUGAUAUUUAUAUUUGUAAAAGGACCAACAUUUGUACAAUAAAUCUAUAGUCCUUAA
Messenger RNA from Tribolium madens (black flour beetle), 793 nucleotides. RefSeq lists its product as uncharacterized. The record is from RefSeq and is a predicted model, not a curated record. The transcript is spliced from 3 exons. The coding region runs from base 180 to 566 and encodes 128 amino acids. NCBI's taxonomy places the organism in Eukaryota, Metazoa, Arthropoda, Insecta, Coleoptera, Tenebrionidae. Gene Ontology annotation, biological process: septate junction assembly.